This is a messenger RNA of Scedosporium apiospermum, 999 nucleotides long. RefSeq lists its product as uncharacterized. The transcript has 4 exons. The coding region runs from base 1 to 999 and encodes 332 amino acids. Gene Ontology annotation, cellular component: cytosol. The record is from RefSeq and is a predicted model, not a curated record. NCBI's taxonomy places the organism in Eukaryota, Fungi, Ascomycota, Sordariomycetes, Microascales, Microascaceae. Gene Ontology annotation, molecular function: oxidoreductase activity.
AUGCUCCUACUUCGCCUUGUUGAUGAAUGGUCAAAACACGAAUCAGCCAGCCUGAGCACUAUGACUACUCCAGCACCCCCUGCCGAUGCGAACGACCUUGGAGAUGGUUUAGUUCUAACAGCUCCACGUCUUGUUCAUACAAUUCAUAAGUCCCCAUACGCGGGUCUAUCACCUCUUCGCCAUGAGCUGAACCAGUCCGGACGGACCGUUCUCAUCACUGCUCGCUCGGCUGGCAUAGGGUUUGCGAUUGCACGGGCAUAUGCUGAGGCCUCGGCUUUCAAGCUUAUUCUGACUGGCCGCCGUAGUGACAUUCUUCAACAGGCAUCUUCUAAGCUCUCAUCCGCUUUUCCCGAGGUGGAAAUCAUCCCCCGGAUUUGCGAUGUAGGAAACUCCGAGGAGUCCGCCAGGCUUUGGUCUAGCCUUGGCAAGGAUGGCAUCUUUGUCGAUGUCCUCAUCCUGAACGCAGCCAAAUUCGGCUCGCAGCAGCAGCCUCUUCUUGAGGCUGACCUAGACGAGAUCUGGUCCUUAUACCAAACUAAUGUCAAGGCCAUUCUGGAUUUCCGUCAGCGACUCUACAGGCAGAAAGGUGCUGAAGACAAGAAAAUGUUUAUUGUCUACGUUUCGACGGCAGCCAUCCACAGUCGACCUAUUGCAGCUUCCUUGCCGGGCUACUCAUUGAGCAAGAUUUCUGGCCACAUUUUGGUUCAGAAGAUUGCAGAGGAAGUGGAUCGUGAAAGACUGCAGAUUGUCAGUUUCCACCCUGGUCAGAUCCUCUCUGAAACUGCUAGAUCUGCAGGCCUUGAUGAGAAUAGCUUUCCCUUUGACGAUGAAAACCUGCCUGGGCGUUGGGUCGUCUGGGCGUCGACCUCCGAGGCCACAUUUCUGCAUGGCCGUUUCGUUUGGGCAGCAUGGGAUAUAGAGGAGCUAAAGUCGGAGGAUAUUAAACAGCGCAUGAAUGCUGACCCUGGCUUCCUCACCCUUGGUCUUAUAGGGCUCUAA